AUGCAUAGAACCUCGAGAUCAGCGGACCACAGAUACUAAAACCACACUUUGUUCAUACGUCUGCGGUAUUGUUUUUAUUUGCGCGCGCUGUUUAAAAGUUGUCUGUGAUAUACUUAUUUUUGGUGUUUUUUCUUUUGUUGGUUUGGCAUUGCAUUCGUGGACUCCGGGACUAGAAAGUUCAAGAAAAGAUGGAUUUUGCGGAAUAUCAGUUUGAAAACAAGGACCAGUUUUGGGAUGAGCUCGACGAUCUCCUGUCGCGACAGGUAUAUUCCUCGAACGCGAUCGAGGCCGCGGUUGUCUCGUUCCUCCGAUUCGUCUCGACGUACAUGGAAGACUACGUCUCCAGCAACCAAGACCUUCUGAGCUGCUGCUACAAAUUCAUAGACUGUCCCGCGUUCCAGGCACACAGGAUACAAGUGCGCCGGAUCCUGAUCACGACGCUGGUGCAGAACUGCAACCAGCUGCCGACGCCGAUCGCGCUACUGAUCGGGGUGCUGCUGCUGGUUGAUGGGCGGCAGCACACGGAUACGUUUCAGAUGAUGGGCGAGGAAAACGCGUGUCCGGUUGUGAUUGAGAUGCUGUGGCGGCGGAAGGACGAGGAGGCGCGGGUGCAUUCGUUUUUCAUGGAGCUGCUGUAUGAGAUGUGCAGGGUGCAGCGGUUACAGGUCUCAGACAUCGAGAGCAUUCCGGAAGAGUUUAUCGAAUACCUGUUUGCUUGUGUUGAAGCGAACGAGGACUACGACGUCGAUCCGUACAGCUAUUCGUUCAUCCGCAUCAUCCUCGUUCUGAACGAACAAUACAUGCUCCUGAGCAACAGCGCAAAGGUCUCCUCGCAAGAACCGCUCGACAAUAAAAUCAUCAGAGUCCUGUCCGAGAAAGGAAACACAUACAAGACGUUCGGGACAAACAUCAUCAUCCUCCUCAACCGCGAAGAAGAGCCAAGUCUGCAGCUCUUGAUCCUCAAAAUGCUAUACCAGCUCUUCACACACGAAUCCACGCAAGAAUACUUUUACACCAACGACCUCACCGUCCUCGUCGACGUCUUUAUCAGGGACUUGACUGAUAUCCCCGACGACGCCGAGACCCUCCGGCACACUUUUUUGCGCGUCAUGCAUCCGCUGCUGGCAUACACGCAACUCCGCCAGACCCACUACAAGCGCGACGAGAUCGUGCAGCUCCUGCAGUCGCUCUCGGGACAGAGCCGAGUCUCGCACUACAUGGCGGUUUCGGAAACCACGAAACGACUCGUUAAGCGAUGCAUGGAAGUUCCCUGGAUCGAGCCCUACUGCCCUUCCACGAUGAUCGACCACGCCGCCUCGUUCGUCAUGAACGGUAUCGCCGCCGUCGCCCGCAAACCGUUCCAAUCCGCCACAAACAUGAUUGGCAGCAACAGCAGCCACCACCACAACCGCCAUCCACCCCCGCCCCCGCACCACAUCGGCACGCACUACACACACCCGUACGCCAACUCCGCCGUCACCGCCACGACAUCGCAACUUGCCCUUCCCGACGCAGUCCCAGCCAUCGGCCUGCCGUCUACAAUGCCGGCAUCAUCGUCCGCAGCUGGCGACAAGGACACGAUGAUCACUGUAAAUUCGAAAUCAAUAUCAUCGCCGAAUGCGAAAAGCGCAGAGGCAGAUGCGGGGGAGGGCUAUAGUUGGCUUACGGGGGAGGCAUAAAUUAGUCUCAUCCAUACAUCCUUGUUUUCGUAUCGUUUUCUCUUUGUUUUUUAUGAUGUAUUCUCGUUUUGCUUGAUUUUGGUGUUGCGGGCCGCACUCUUGUUUUUUUUAUUACUUUUAUCGUGU
Myxozyma melibiosi is the source of this 1805-nucleotide messenger RNA. RefSeq lists its product as uncharacterized. NCBI's taxonomy places the organism in Eukaryota, Fungi, Ascomycota, Lipomycetes, Lipomycetales, Lipomycetaceae. Gene Ontology annotation, biological process: actin cortical patch localization; endocytosis; actin cortical patch assembly. Gene Ontology annotation, cellular component: actin cortical patch. The transcript has 2 exons. The record is from RefSeq and is a predicted model, not a curated record. Gene Ontology annotation, molecular function: Arp2/3 complex binding. The coding region runs from base 189 to 1679 and encodes 496 amino acids.